AUGCCGCGCACAGUGUUCAACAGGCUGUACAGGGCGAUUGAGGGCGAAGGAUUGUUUGUCAGAAGGAAGGAUGCGCUGAGCCGUGGAGGAAUUCAUCCCCUACUGCGGAUGGUUGCCGCAAUUCGCAUGCUGGCGUAUGGAGCAGCGGCUGACUCUUUAGACGAAUAUCUGAGUAUGUCUGAAGACUCAGUGUUGCAGUCACUGAAGUCCUUUUGUUCUACUGUGAUACAGAAGUUUGGAAUAGAGUACCUACGCGAGCCCAAUGAGGCGGUCCUACGGCGCAUACUGGAAAUAAAUGCUGCCAGGGGGUUUCCGGGGUGUGCGGGUAGUAUUGAUUGUCAGCAUUGGCAAUGGAAAAAUUGUCCGAUAGCUUGGGCUGGAAAAUUCAAGGGAAAGGAGAGGAAUCCGACUAUCGUUCUGGAGGCAAUUUGUGACGGGGAGUUGUGGAUUUGGCAUGCCUUCUUUGGUAGCCCUGGAAGCUUGAACGACAUCAACGUUUUGGACCGAUCACCAACCAUGGAGCGCAUCAUCGCUGGUGAGUUUCCGCCCUCCAUUCCUUACACGUUAAAUAAAAAACAACGAACGAUGCCGUACUACCUUGCCGAUGGUAUCUACCCAAGCUGGGAAAUUUUUAGGAAGACAAUAAAAGACAACACGGCAAAAAAGGAGGAAGCAUUCGCAAAGGCUCAAGAGGCGAUACGGAAGGACAUCGAACGCGCUUUUGGGGUGCUUGUGGCUCGUUUUCAUAUCCUACAGAACCCUUCAAGACUUUGGAAGAGAAGUGAUGUAUCGAAUGUCAUGGUGGCGUGCAUUAUUCUCCACAAUAUGAUUGUGGAGAGUCGAAGAGAUGACUACCAAAGUGCCAUGGCGUCACUGCAGCACUUCGGUGAGGCGCGUGCUAUGUUCGCUGCAGUUCAGUCAUUCACCAUGGUAUCGUCACGUCAUUCGCGCAUAACAAGUAAAGUGGACCACUUCUCCUUGAAACGCGACUUCAUUGAGCAUAUAUGGAACGCUCACGGCUCCGUCUAG
Molecule: messenger RNA, 1029 nt
Organism: Chondrus crispus (carragheen)
Lineage: Eukaryota; Rhodophyta; Florideophyceae; Gigartinales; Gigartinaceae
Exons: 2
Coding region: 1-1029 (342 amino acids)
Source: RefSeq, a predicted model, not a curated record